UGUGAGUGAAUAGAGAUGAAGUGAAAAGACAUUAAAGGAUUAGAGCAUAACUAAUGCACUGCAGGAUUACAGACAAACGGGGGUAGAGACAGAGCUGGAGGUAAACAGAGACAGAAAAGGACUCAGAGAGAGCUAGAUAAAAGGCCUGCAGGUAAAGAGAGAGAAUCACAGCAAAUGAGCAAGUGAUUCAAAUCCAAUAGAAAUUAAAGAUUUAAAGGCUCCAGCGCACUGCUUCCUCCAUGACACACUCAGGUGAAGACACGCUCACAGCGAUGAAUAUAGAGAGGAUUAUCGAGUGUAUCAGAGAGGAUGACCAGAAAGGACUGAAGGCAGAACUACAGCAAUUUAAUCGAGAGUAUGCACAGUGUUUCUUCUAUGAUUUGGAGGAGAGGGAGAGAAGAAGAAGGCUGGAGCUGGAAGAGUUCCGAAAGAAUAAAGUGCGGGAUUAUAUGUCAGACUCUGAUUCAGACUAUGAGGAAUCCAGUAACCCAGAUGUCAUUUUGAGACAGGCUCUGGCUACGGUUUUGAUCAGGUUCCUCCAGACUGAACCGCAAGGGCGUGUGCUGAAAGCAUGCCUGAGAUCCAUACGGAUUCUCUCGAGGGACAAAAAGGUUUUGGGCCCUCUGAUCACUGACAGAGCGCUUCUCACUCUAGCAUAUCUGGGUGGCAUCAGCAAUGCACCUGUUCCCAAAGAAGACACAGACGGUGACUCUGACCCCUAUAAUGACAUCAUCGAGGCUAUUUCUGAGAGCAAAUUGGAUCGAGCGGAUGAGGAUGAUCACGGCAGUGAGGAAGACGAUGGUUCUGGGGCCGUAAGCAGGGAUGCGAACGACCCUGUGGUCUGGGGUCAGAGUGAUUGGUGUGGCGAGCGCAAGGCCAGCACGUUUUCAAACAUGAGCCUCAUACCGUCUCGCAGGAGGAGCAGCGUUUUCAAAGCCCUCACGCGUGGUAAAAGAGACAGCAGAGGAAGCCUUGGAGGAGGAGAGGAGGAGGAGGAAAAAGAAGAAAAAGUUGAUGAUGAAGCCAACAGAAAGGAAGUCAUGAAAAUCUUCUGUAACAUUGUUUACAAUAGUGCUUGGGCACAAGAGAGAGCCAGCGAACUCAGUCUCCUCUGUGGUCUGACAGAAAAGCUAAGUAAGGAGUUUCAGUCCGCAUCUUCCCCCUCUGGUCAGUUUUACACACUCCGGUUCAUGUUUUUACUGACGGCCUUGAGACCUGAACUCAGAGCACAGCUGAAACAAGAGGGAGGAGUGCCGCUGUUGACCACAGUGCUGGAGAAGAGUUUAUCAGUCCAGUGGAAGGAACAGUAUGAGGUCGUGCUGGAUCCUACAGCACCUCGUAUAAGUGUGGAGGACUCACAGCAGGCUCAGGAGGCCCUGAAGAUUCUUUUUAAUAUCACACACAGCACACACACUCAAGAACCAGAAGAGGAAGAUGCAUCCCUAUAUCGCCACCUGGCUGCAGUUUUGUGUCACUGUCUGAUGGUGUCCUGUGAGGAAGAGGAAGCUACAGAUGAAUUAAAGGGGCAUGCAGCGAAUAUGCUGUCUGCUCUCCCGUUGAGCUGUCUAGACGUUCUGGUUUCUGUGCCUCUGGGUCCAGACUCACACCAGAUGAAUGGAGCCAACAUGGACUGUGUGCACAACCUGCUCAUCUACAUGGAGAGAAAACUGGAGCAGGGUGAAAAGGUCAAAGAGAGACUGACCCCUGUGCUGAACUUGCUGACCGAAUGCUCCAGAGGUCACAGAGACACAAGACACUACCUCAGACAACAGAUUCUGCCUCCGUUAAGAGAUGCCAGCACUAAGCCUGAGGAGGGAAGCACCAUGAGGAAUCGUCUGGUCAGACUGAUGACCCACCUGGACACUGAGCUCAAACACUGCGCUGCUGACCUGCUCUUCGUGCUGUGCAAAGAGAACGUGAGGCGUUUCGUGAAGUACACUGGAUAUGGAAAUGCUGCUGGACUCCUGGCCACUAGAGGCUUGCUAGGAGGUCAGAGGUCAAAGGCCACAUCAUCAGGCACGCAGUACUCUAGCGAUUCAGACUCGGACACCGAGGAGUACCGGCAGAUUAAAGACCGAGUGAAUCCAGUGACGGGACAGGUGGAAGAGGAGCAGCCUGAUCCGAUGGAGGGAAUGACAGAGGAGGAGAAAGAGGAGGAGGCUCACCGGCUCAUCAGUCUCCAUAAAAAACUAAACAGGGAUAAUGUGAUUCAGCCGAUGGGACUGGACGAAGAGGGUCAGCUGGUGCCGCUGUCGGAGCUCAGGGACCUUUCAGUGGAGGAGAGGAAAUCAGAGGAAGAACAUGAUGACCUGGAGAAUGUGGAGUAGAACUGGCGUAGAUGUGGUGAUCAAAACUGACUAGAUAAAAUAAUAAUAUUUCGAUAUCACAUAACACCACCUAGACAUGCCCUUAAAUAUUACCUGAAUAUAUGUGAUUAAUUGAGACACUUUAUUUAAUUAAUACACAUCUGUUCAAAAGUUUGGAUCAAUAAGAUUUUUUAUUAAUAUUUUUAUUUAGCGAAGAUGCAUUA
This is a messenger RNA of Cyprinus carpio (common carp), 2530 nucleotides long. RefSeq names its product synembryn-A. The coding region runs from base 240 to 2327 and encodes 695 amino acids. NCBI's taxonomy places the organism in Eukaryota, Metazoa, Chordata, Actinopteri, Cypriniformes, Cyprinidae. The record is from RefSeq and is a predicted model, not a curated record. Gene Ontology annotation, molecular function: guanyl-nucleotide exchange factor activity; G-protein alpha-subunit binding. Gene Ontology annotation, biological process: G protein-coupled receptor signaling pathway. Gene Ontology annotation, cellular component: plasma membrane; cytoplasm. The transcript has 14 exons.